CUGCUGGUCUCACUUCCUGGAGGGAAUCAGGCCAUGGCUUGGAUCCUGCUUCUACUGAUGUCAGCUGCAUGCCUGCAAGCUGGUAAUUCAGCAGGAUCCAAGAGAAAAAGUACCUUUGGGGUCAACCAACCAGUAAACCUCUCUGGUGUCCAGGGCGGCUCCAUCGAGAUCCCCUUCUCCUUCUCCUUUCCCUGGGAGAUGGCACAGGAUCCACAGAUGAGGAUUCUCUGGAAAUGGCAACACCUCCUUGGGGAAUUUAUCUAUAACUCUUCCUCUGGUUACACACAUGAGCAUUUCAAGAACCGGCUCGUCCUGACCUGGGCACAGCCUCAGACAUCCGGAGUCCUCAGAGUCCUGGACUUGAAGAAGAAGGACCAGACAAAGUACUUUUGCCAAGUUCAACUGAACACAACAGAAGGCAUGAAGAGUUUGCAGUCAAUUGUAGGGACCCAGCUGACCAUCGCUCAUGCCUUCAGCACCACCAUGCAGAGCCCUUCCAUUGUCACCUCUGCAGUCACCACAGCUGGCCUGGAGGACACAGAGGACCAGUGGCACCCUUCACUUGUGAACUUGGGAGCCAUGGUCGGAGUGGUGGUGGCCACUACAGUGCUCAUAACCCCUGUCUAUGUAUUGAUGAUCUUUCUCUGGAGGAAGAAAGGCCAGCAGACUCAAGAUGACCCCAGCCAGGGGAGAGCCUGUCAUCCCAAGGAGCAGCUGAGGGCUGUGUGGUGGUUUGAACAAGAAUGGCCCCCAUAG
This is a messenger RNA of Onychomys torridus (southern grasshopper mouse), 756 nucleotides long. RefSeq names its product paired immunoglobulin-like type 2 receptor beta. Gene Ontology annotation, molecular function: MHC class I protein binding. The transcript has 4 exons. The record is from RefSeq and is a predicted model, not a curated record. Lineage: Eukaryota; Metazoa; Chordata; Mammalia; Rodentia; Cricetidae. Bases 34 to 756 code for a protein of 240 amino acids.